CUAGGUUUUCUAAAAAAGCUUACUAUUUUUAAACAACAUUUAAAUUGACCGCGGCACUCGGGAGUUUGCCGCUAACAUUAAGACAAGAUCCCGGCUAGCGACACAACAUUGACUUAAGUUGACAUGUUAAGAAGCUAACGUUAACUAGCUAGCUACACUUGGCUCGGAGUUAUAACGUUAACGUUACUAUCUAACGUUACAUCAGUGUUUGUCAAUAUAGAGAGCUAUUGUUCUGGUCGAGCUUGUAUUACUAAUACAAAAUUAUAUAAUAUAGUGUGAACAUCUAUUAUGUACUGAUUUAGAUUAGUAGCUAGUUGCAAUUGGCACAGUCAAAAUAACACUUCAACUGGUAUCGUUAGUAUAUUUAACGCGAGCUACCUUACCAACUUCGUUUCUCAUGCUAGAUUAGCAACACUGCUUUAUUUUUUGUCUUUCAUCCCGGAUACAGACAUACUUUAUGAAGUGGAUUCCUCUCUGUGUUUACAGUUUCAAUCAUCCUUGCUUGCCUCUUUGGUGAGUGGAUCAUAUUAACAUUUGCUCGCCAUGGCAGCAGUGGUUAGCUACUCUCCACCAUGGUGGGUGAACCUUAUACACAGACUUCCCCAUUUCAACUUUAUGUUCGAGCAAACAAGCAGUGAUUUCCGACCAGAGGACUGGACAUAUCAACAGUCUAUCCUGUUACUGGGUGGUGUGGCGCUCGCCUGUCUGGCACUGGACCUCCUGUUCCUGCUUAUCUAUUCCAUUUGUCUGUGCUGCCGGCGAAAAAAGAAUGAGGAUCAGCCCGGCGCUGACUGCUGCUGCACAGCCUGGUGUGUCAUCAUUGCAACACUCGUCUGCAGCGCUGGCAUUGCUGUCGGUUUCUAUGGGAACGGCGAGACUUGUGAUGGAGUGAACCGGCUGACGUAUUCCCUGCGCCAUGCUAACCGCACAAUCACUGGGGUGGAGAAGCUGGUAUAUGACAGUACAUCCUCAUUGAACCAGACGGUAGACAACAAUCUGCAACAGCUUGAGGGCCAGUAUGCACAGCACGCAGACUACCUGUCCAUCAUCCAAAAGCUGCAGAGCCAGCUGGAUGAGCUGGUCAGACAGAUGGUGGAGAUCCCCUUCUGGGACAACACCGACAUCUCCCUGGAGGAACUGGCCGUCAAGAUUGAGCUGUUUGACUGGUACAGGUGGCUGGGCUACAUAGGCCUGCUACUGUUCGACGUCCUCAUCUGCCUUCUGGUGCUGUUUGGCCUCAUUCGCAACUCCAAGGGAACGCUUAUAGGGGUGUGCUUGUUUGGUGUAGUGGCUCUCGUAAUCAGCUGGGUCUCCCUUGGGCUGGAAUUGGCCGUCUCUGCGACCUCCAGUGACUUCUGUGUUGCCCCUGACACGUAUGUCACCAAAGUGGCAGACCAGUAUGGAGUCGUCAAUCAAGAUAUCCUGCAGCACUACCUUAGUUGCAGUUUGGAACAAACAAACCCCUUCCAACAGAAGCUCUCUGGGAGUCACAAAGCAUUAGUGGAGAUGCAGGAUGACGUGUCUGAACUGCUGCGCUCUGCCACCAGAGAGUAUAAACAAACUCAGGCAAGUUUAGAAGAGAUCCAAGGGAUACUGAACACCACAGAGAUCAGUCUACAUCAGCUCACUGCCCUGGUGGACUGUCGCAGCCUGCACAUGGACUUUGUCCAGGCAAUGACGGGUCUGUGUUAUGAUGGAUUGGAAGGCCUCAUCUACCUCGUGCUCUUCUCCUUCGUCACUGCUCUCAUGUUCACCUCGAUUGUUUGCAGUGUGCCUCACACCUGGCAGAGCAAGGGGAACGAGGAGGAUAGUGAGGAUGAGUCUCUGAGCCACGGGGGAAGGCAAAACCAUGAUAACCUGUACCGGGUCCACAUGCCCAGCCUGUACAGCUGUGGCAGCAGCUUCGGCAGCGAGACCUCCAUCCCUGCCACAGCCCACACCGUCAGCAACGCACCGGUCACAGAGUACAUGGCUCAGAAUGCCAACUUUCAGAAUUCUCGCUGUGAAAACACGCCUCUGAUAGGACGAGAGUCUCCUCCACCCUCGUUGUAUUUGACUGCCGCAGACCGUAACGGCAGUCACAGCUGGCAGUUAAAGCCUUCGGAGAGUUCAAGAUCGUUUUGGUAACCUCAUCUGCGACACUAACAGUACACCUCCAGCAUGCGGGCAAAGUACCUGGCUAACAGCCGACCAGAUCCCAACAACCCCCCUCCAGCACACUAAACACUGGACGCAUCCUGUCUGCAGCACUGACGUCUCUGAAGCCUCUCAUCCAGUCAGUUCUUACUUCUCGUACCUUUCAGUCACUCCUCCUGCUUUCUUCCACCGUCUAACUUGACUUAAAAUGGAAAAACAAAUGCUUUUUCUUUUUUUUGGCUGGUUGGUGAAAGCUAAACUUAAGGAAUCCUGCAAAUCAUAGUGCAUAUACCUUUUCUCCACAAUCCUUGGCUGAUGUUUAUUAAUGCAAGAAUCAUCAUUGGUGCUGGGAAUUCAUCUGCAACUCUGCUGUGAUGGAGCCUGGACUGACUUUUACACUCCAACUUAUCAUUUCUUUACACAUGAAUGCACCACGACAAGCACAGUGUCACAUCUAACGAAACAUUGCAGUGUUGAGGACUCUGGAAGUGCUCAUAGAUUAACACUGAUUACUACUGGUUGUUGAUUUUGUUUUGUAAAGUACUGUACUGCACGCUCUCGUUGCUGUGGGAGAGUAGUUUUCUCUUCCCACCUGAAGUGUAGACAUUAUUUCUCACAUAACACACUCAACGUAGAUCAAACGGUAGUAGAAUAGAUUCAUCUUACAGUGCAACAUCUCCUCUUUCUGCUUGUGGAAUUUAAAAUGCAAGUCUGCUAUUUGAGUCAACAAGAUUAUGAUUAUUCUCCAGUUAAAGUCGCCAUACUGUAUAUUACACAUGCACAUUGGCUUGUUUUUGCAUUUUGUGUUAAAUCCAAUGUCUGGGACCAGUUUUCCUGCAGUGUUGCACGUCUUACAGGUCUGAAAUAGAUUUUUUUUUUUUUCUUCUUCUUCUUGGGACACUUCCUUGGGACAUUUCCUGUGGCAUUUUACAUUGAUGAGCCACUAUUCUACAGCAAUGAAUGCAACUUGUUAAACUGUGAACUUGAUUCUGGCACAUGCUCUCAGAGGACAAAGAUGAGCUGUGUGAUGGAAAUGCAGCUGUUUGACAGGAAGAGUCUCAGCGGGAUGACGAUGACCAAUGCCGAAAAAAAAGGAAUGAAACCGCAAUGAGUUUGACGGAGACAAGACGUUUUUAUACUACUGGAAGCAGAAACUUGUUUUUUUACAGCCCAUUGAAGACGAUGGUGAAGUAGCGGAGGAUAGGGUUGCGCGUGAUGUCUUCUGCCACAUUACUCCAGCCUUUUUACGAUAAUCUGCCUCUUCACCAGAACGCUUGUUAUUCUCCUCACGCUCCUGUUAAGUUGUAAAGCCUCAUCUCCCUGCAUCAGAACUGGGAAUAGUCCACACACUCAUCCCUAACUCUGUCCGCCAAUGAUCCUCUCCACCAGAUGCAGCAGUUUAGAGUCAGAAAUUCCUCUCACAAGAAUCUUAAUGCAAUUUUAUGUGACGUUAUGCAUAUCGCAGUUUCUAGGAGAAUUUCUGAAAGAAACUUUAUGCAUUGGCAAUGCAGUGUCUCACAAAUGUGUUUUAGCAUUUAUAACAGAAAGUAGAUAAGAGUGAGUGGAUGCUGUGAAGGGAUUGUGAUAACUGCUCUCUAUAAUCUGGAAAUUGUCAAAGGAAACCUGCUGACUUCCUGUUGAAGCGUGACGAUCUUUCAAAUGUGGAGUGAGAUGUUUGUACUUCUCCUGCUUCAACUUGCUUCUCUUAGAUGUGCAUUGUGACCAGAAAAAAGGUGAUUUUGUUUGUGCCAACAAGUGAAGCACAACUCUUUUAAUAUAUGAAUAUCUUUUUCAAUGUCUUUACUUGAGGCCACUCUGUAAAGUUUGCAGCUCCUGGUUGCAUGUGCAAUCAAAUGAGAAAAUGAGCCUGUAAUCAUUUAUGCUCUGUAAAACAUUAUUACACUGAUGCAAUCUUUCUGUUUUGGGGUAAUAGUCAUUUUCUCUUUGUUGUUUGUAAUGCAAGGUGGUUGUACAGAAUAUAAACAUUAACUAAAUGAAAAAGAAAAAACAGUGUCUGAAAACGACAUUUCAUUUUAAUUUCUUAAAAGCUUACUCCAUUUGAUUUGCUUUAGGUUUUUAUUUUCAUUUUAGAAUCUCUAGCACACACAAAGUAUUGCUUCAUUAAUGUGAAUACGUUAAAUAGAUUUAAAUUUGUCUGAGUUUUUUUUCUGGAAAAAAAAUCACUAGAUGUAAUCUUUGUUUUCUUCUUUUAUACAUCAUUUUGCAAUCUUUAAAAUAUGUACAUGUAAAACCUGUGGUUAUAUUGAGCAUGAAUGCUGUGUUUUAAAAAAUAAACAAACUUAACUGUA
Perca fluviatilis (European perch) is the source of this 4445-nucleotide messenger RNA. RefSeq names its product tweety family member 3a (gene ttyh3a). The transcript has 15 exons. The record is from RefSeq and is a predicted model, not a curated record. Gene Ontology annotation, molecular function: intracellularly calcium-gated chloride channel activity; volume-sensitive chloride channel activity. Bases 544 to 2127 code for a protein of 527 amino acids. Lineage: Eukaryota; Metazoa; Chordata; Actinopteri; Perciformes; Percidae. Gene Ontology annotation, cellular component: plasma membrane.